AGAGGAAUCAUCAUCCCGGAAAGGGAAAUGUCACCAAAAUGAGGUGGUGUUUUUGAACAUUCGGCAGAAAACAACAGUGUUGCACACUCGUCUCUGCCUGGGAGGACUACAAGAAGAGCUCCUUGUUUGAAGUCGCAGGUUUUAAAGUGUUGAAACAGUGCUUCUGAGAGGCAUGAAUGACUUUGCAGUUCUCAACACAGGGCGGAAGAUGCCCCUCCUUGGACUGGGAACAUGGAAGAGUGAGCCAGGAAAGGUGAAACAAGCAGUUGUUUGGGCCUUGGAGGCUGGGUAUCGCCACAUCGACUGUGCAACCAUCUAUGGCAACGAGGUCGAGAUUGGUGAAGCCCUGCAGGACACGCUCGGGCCCGGCAAGGCCCUGAGACGAGAGGACGUGUUCAUAACAUCCAAGCUGUGGAACACCCGACAUCACCCAGAGGACGUGGAGCCGGCCCUCCUGAAGACCCUGAAGGACCUGAAGCUGGAGUACCUGGACCUCUACCUCAUCCACUGGCCCUACGCCUUCCAACAAGGGGACGAUCCUUUCCCCAAAAAGGAGGAUGGCACCCUGCUGUAUGACGACAUAGACUACAAGCUGACCUGGGCUGCCAUGGAGAAGUUGGUGGAGAAGGGCCUCGUCAGAUCCAUCGGCCUGUCCAACUUCAGCAGUCGGCAGAUUGACGACGUCCUGUCAGUGGCCAGCAUCAAACCCACUGUUCUACAGGUAGAGGGCCACCCCUACCUGGCCCAGGUAGAGCUGCUGGCCCACUGUCGGGACCGGGGCCUGGUGAUGACGGCCUACAGCCCUCUGGGCUCUCCUGACCGGGCCUGGAAACAUCCAGAUGAACCUGUUCUGCUUCAGGAGCCUGUGAUCGCCGCCCUCGCAGAGAAAUAUAAAAAGUCUCCAGCUCAGAUUAUCCUGAGGUGGCAGACCCAACGAGGAGUGGUAACAAUCCCCAAGAGUGUGACAGAGUCCCGCAUCAAAGAGAACAUUCAGGUGUUUGACUUUACCCUUGAAGCAGAGGAAAUGAAAAGCAUUACAGCGCUGAACAAAGGCUGGCGCUACAUUGUACCAAUGAUAGAGGUGGAAGGAAAGCGCGUUCCCAGGGAUGCAGGACAUCCUCACUACCCUUUCAACGACCCCUACUGACGCCUCACACUACGACCUGAAUCUGUGCCUUCAACAACCCCACGUCACUAAUAAAUGUUCCUGGAUCCUGACAUCAGUUUGUCUUUAGAUCUUGUCAAAUCCUGCACUUAUCAUUAGAACAUUUCAACUUACUGUUGGUGAUGAAGACUGGACAUAUCUGGUAUGACUAUACAUACUGUACGUCUUAUUUUUUAAAUAAACAUUUUGUUACUUCA
Molecule: messenger RNA, 1362 nt
Organism: Morone saxatilis (striped sea-bass)
Lineage: Eukaryota; Metazoa; Chordata; Actinopteri; Moronidae
Gene: akr1a1b
Product: aldo-keto reductase family 1, member A1b (aldehyde reductase)
Exons: 9
Coding region: 173-1147 (324 amino acids)
Biological process (GO): aldehyde catabolic process
Cellular component (GO): cytosol
Molecular function (GO): aldose reductase (NADPH) activity
Source: RefSeq, a predicted model, not a curated record